Molecule: messenger RNA, 810 nt
Organism: Temnothorax curvispinosus
Lineage: Eukaryota; Metazoa; Arthropoda; Insecta; Hymenoptera; Formicidae
Product: suppressor of Mek1-like
Exons: 2
Coding region: 1-810 (269 amino acids)
Source: RefSeq, a predicted model, not a curated record
AUGGAUAAUCAACCAAUCAGAGCGAGGAUAGUCGAAAAAGACGAGGAAAACGCCGAGGAACGUAAUAUACAGCCUGAAGAGGAAAAACUUUACCAAUUCGAAGAGGAUAUGAAACGAAUAGCUGAAAUGGAAAAGGAAAUAAGUGACAAGAUAAGUGACAUCAAGAAAGAAGAAGUGGGGGAGCCUUUCGAUAAGAAAGAUGUCUCCUUCAUACACAUCAAGAGGGUUCAUACGUACCUGAGAAGCGAAGAAGAUUCCAGUGAGGAUUCGGGAAGCGAAGAGGACCACAGCGACCUGAAACAUAAAAAUAAAAGAUUAAAGAUGAAAGAAGACGAAAAGUCGAACGAAGAUCCAGGGAGUGUAAUAGAGUUUUACGAAUGGAAGAAAUUGAAAAAAUAUUACAGCAAAGAAAGCGAUUCCAAGCCAGCGAAAGCCGUGGAAACCGCGAGCAAAGUCAAAUCGCUAUUGGCCGAGAGGUUUCACUUGAGAUCCUGCAGCAAAUUAGAUGAUUCAACGACGAAAGAUGAAGAGGAAGAUGAAAAUUCGGAAAACAACGAAAAAACGCAAUUGGAGAAGGAUGACCAAUCAGAGUCACCGGACGAAUUAAUGCUCAGUGAGAGUAGUUUGAGUGAAGGAGAAGAGCGACAAAUCGCAGAUUAUCAUAAUCGAAUACAGGAAGUCAUAAAUAGAAGAUUCAAUAUGAAAAACACGAACAACAAUGGCGAACAACGUGAAAACACGAGUAAUCAACAGAGGGAUAAUUCAUCCAAUCAGCAAAGCCAAAAUAACGCCAACGAUGAUAAUCGAUAG